GGCCCUGCGCCCUCACCCCUGGGCUGUCCCGCGGGGCUCCCAGCAGGGGGCGCCCCGAUCCCCGGCCUGGGUCACCGGGCGCGCCUCCAGCCGGCGCCUGGGACGGGGCUGGCCGCUCCGCCCCUCGGCUCCUCCGCGGCGGGGCGGGCGGCCCGAGGGCGCCGGGAGCGCGAGGAGCAGAGCGGAGCCGAGCGCCACGCACCCCGCCGCGCCCCCUGCCCACCGCGCCCGCCGCCGUGCAGCCUUCCGCCGGCUGUAUGCUCCAGGCCUCAAUGAGGAGCCCAAACAUGGAGGCCUUCAAGCAGCAGAAGGUGGAGGACUGUUACGACAUCGGAGAGGAGCUGGGGAGCGGCCAGUUUGCCAUUGUGAAGAAGUGCCGGGAGAAGAGCACCGGGCUGGAGUACGCAGCCAAGUUCAUCAAGAAGCGGCAGAGCCGGGCCAGCCGGCGGGGCGUGUGCCGGGAGGACAUCGAGCGGGAGGUGAGCAUCCUGCGGCAGGUGCUGCAUCCCAACAUCAUCACGCUGCACGACGUCUUUGAGAACCGCACCGACGUGGUGCUCAUCCUGGAGCUAGUGUCUGGAGGAGAGCUCUUUGACUUUCUGGCCCAGAAGGAGUCGCUGAGUGAGGAGGAGGCCACCAGCUUCAUUAAGCAGAUCCUGGACGGAGUGAACUACCUUCAUGCCAAGAAAAUUGCUCACUUUGAUCUCAAGCCAGAAAACAUUAUGUUGUUAGACAAGAAUAUUCCCAUUCCACACAUCAAGCUAAUUGACUUUGGCCUUGCUCACGAAAUAGAAGAUGGAGUUGAAUUUAAGAACAUUUUUGGCACACCAGAAUUUGUCGCUCCAGAGAUUGUGAACUAUGAGCCCCUGGGCCUGGAGGCUGACAUGUGGAGCAUAGGCGUCAUCACCUACAUCCUCCUAAGUGGAGCAUCCCCUUUCCUGGGAGACACGAAGCAGGAGACACUGGCAAAUAUCACAGCGGUGAGUUACGACUUUGAUGAGGAAUUCUUCAGUCAGACCAGUGAGCUGGCCAAGGACUUCAUUCGGAAGCUUCUGGUUAAAGAGACCCGGAAGCGGCUCACAAUCCAAGAGGCUCUCCGACACCCCUGGAUCACGUCCAAAGGAGAAGCCAGAGCCCCAGAACAGCGGAAGACAGAGCCCACCCAGCUGAAGACCAAGCGCCUGAGAGAGUACACCCUCAAAUGCCACUCUAGCAUGCCUCCCAACAACACCUACGUCAACUUUGAGCGUUUUGCUCAUGUGAUGGAGGAUGUGGCUUGGGUCGACCAGGGAUGCCAUGCCCUGGCAGGGGCCCAUGACACCAUCCAGGAUGAUGUGGAAGCUUUGGUUUCCAUCUUCAAUGAGAAGGAAGCUUGGUACCGAGAGGAGAGCGAGAGUGCCCGGCAUGACCUGUCCCAGCUCAGGUACGAGUUCCGCAAAGUGGAGUCCUUGAAGAGGCUCCUGCGAAAAGACAUCCAGACCACAGGCUCCAGCCUCGGAAGCAUGGCCAGGAAACUGGACCGUCUGCAGGUGCAGUUUGAAGCUCUGAGGCAGGAGCUCUCAGCAGACCUACGGUGGCUCCAGGAGCUGGUGGGCAGCUGCCAGCUGGAGAGUGGGAGCACAGAUGGCCUGGGCUCUGUGUUCUGCCGGGACGCCAGUGAGCCCCUAGCGGAGCUGCGCAGCAGACCAGGCAGCGACAAAGUCUUGGCUGGCUUGGAGAUCUGAGGACCAGAAUCUCGUCAGCAAUGCCUCCUGGAUGGCUUGCAGAAGCAUGUUCCAACGGCCCUGCUGGGCAUCAGCUAGAGUUCUCCUGCAGGGAUGUAUGUCUGUAGCAUAGACUUCCACCCCCUUCCCAGAACCCAGAAUCACAGAGGUACUAGCGAGUUAUUCAUUCUGCACCUCCUCUCACCAACCUGGUUUUCUGGGAUGGGGGAUUGGCAGGGCAGCCAAGCUGUUAAAACAAUUGAGAAUAAACAGCCUUUCUGUAUCUUUCUCUAGAGGGAGGACAGCUGGCUCUGGGGAAAUGCUUGAUAACUGAUGUGUGAUCAUGGAUUUGUGCACAUUUCACUUCCCACCUAUAUGCCUUGGGGGUGGCAGAUCUUGGGUAAUAUUGAGCUAACUGGGGGUAAUAGUAAGUCAGCUUGGUGCUUUCCUGCUUCAGAAGGAGGAAUUUUAAAUGCACAGAGAAAAUAUUACUUCUCAUUUGCAUUGACAUCACUUAUCAAGCACUUACAUCUUUGAUCCUUAGGUCUUUGAUCCCUAAAAUAACUUUGCAAGACAGGAAAGUCGGUGGCAUUAUGAUUGCUGUUACUAUUAUUUUCAUUUAUCUGAUAAGGAAAUUAACUCAAAGAAGGAAAAUGAUUUUCUCAGGGUCAUUCAUAGCUGGUUGAUACAGAUGAGACAGAAACUCGGGAUGCCUGACUCUAAGAUGAGGUAUAUGGGAAGAAAUUGCGAGACUUUGAUGUAAAUAUCCAUCUUAAUAUUAAAGUUCAGACCCCAGCGGUAAAAUAAGCAACUUCACGUAUUCUGCCAGGUAUGGAUGGAAUGCUUCCUACCUUCAGAUGAUGGAGGAGUAUGUCCUAGAGGGCGCAGUCAUGGCUCCUGUCCAGCCUGAGCCUGUCUGAAGCCCAGCCCACAGGGUGAGAAGGGCAGCAUCUCACCCUUCUCCAGCUGUCUCCCUCUGGCUAAGGGCCUCAACCUUGUGUUGGGAAUGAAUACCAAACGGGACUCAGCAAGAAGGUUCCUUUUCUUACGUAGUUAAGGCAUUGGGCCCUAAAAAGUCAGAGAAACUCCAUGAGAGUUUUUGAAGAGGGUGGACAUUAAGACUGGGAAGCACAAGGUUUAGUGGUCCCCUCUUGACCCCAAGCUUUGAGCAUACCCCCUGAGGACUGUGUGGUCUUAUCACCCUUUUCCCAGAGGAGUACCCGUCAUCCGGCUCAUAGAGACAGAGCCUGAGUGUGGGCCCAGAACUGGGCUAGAAGCUUGGGGGUUGGGGAAAAGAUGUAUCAUUCCCAAAUGUCUUAAUAGACUCACAACCUACCCUUGUCAGAGAAGCAGAGUAAAUGCUAUUCCCAGUUUGGAGAUGAGGAAACAGAGAGGAUGUGAUUUGCCCAAGGGCAUAAUUGUGGCAAAAGUGGAGGUAUCCUGAGACGUCUGUUGCCUUCCUGCUUCCCCUAACUGCCCAGGCUUCAGGAGUUUUCUCUCUGCUUCCUAGGCAGGUGAUAUGUAGAUUCAACCAUCCACCCAUUCUCAAAUAGUUUCUGAGCACCUAGCAACUGCCAGGUACUUGGUUUGGCCCUGGAGAUACAAAGCUAAGAGAAAACAGGCAUGUUUCCUGCCUUAACAAAGUCUGCAGUCCAGUGAAGGAUUCCAACAUUAAUCAAGAACAUUCUAGAAACGUAGAACUGAAGCUGAGACAUAUGCUGGGAAUGAGAAGUAUGAAUUACUGUAAGAGCCUGCAAUGAGGGUUUGAUCUAAUCAGGGAAGGCAUCCACGAGGUGGUGAUGCUGAGCUGAGAUCAGCUAAGCCACACCAGGGAGAAAGAAUUGUUCCCUACAGAGCCCUCACGCCAUGGCUCUGUGGUGGGAGGGGGCAUGGGAGGCUGAAAUUACAUAGAUAGAAAGAAAGCUGGAGGGGAGAGAAUAAAAGGAUUGUGUACAUGUGACUGGAGAGGAUGCAGGACCGGCAAGGCUUUGCCAUAUCAAAGACCUCUGCCUUUAUCCCAAGAGUCAUGGGGAGCCAUGAUGGAUGCCAGGCUAGUCAAUGGCCUGAUGUGCUGGGGGGAAACGCCUAGUGAGCAGCACAGAUGGGAAGUGGUUUAGGACGAGACAUGAGAUUUUAAUCUCAUGAAAGCAUUUCCUUAAAAGUCUACCUCCUUUUCUAUUAGCAUGCUGGAUCAUUUCAAAUAUAUAUAAUAUUGUAACAAACUUUUUUCAUCAAAUAGAAGAAACCGUAUUUUCAUCAAAUAUAAGACACAUCAUUAUUUUAUGUACCAAAAAUAAGAAAGAUAAAAAGCCCAAGAUGGGAAGUCCAAUAGGCGACCCCCCCCCCCACACACACACACAAAGGGGAACACCUGUACUAAGAGGGUAAGUGACAAGGCCACCGUGAGAAAGGAAAAGCAAGAGAAUGUGAGUCCCAACCUUUUCCCUUGGGGCAGGAUGACAAACCCUCCUUUAAGAAUAGGCGCUCCGGGUGGUGGUCCUCAUGCUUUGCGAAUUUGCACAAUCGUGUGAUCCAAAAGGACCUCAAGCAGAGACUCUAGGUCAGACAGCCUGAGGCUGGUGGCCCCAAUGGCUGGCGGAAGUAGACUGAACACCUGCCUUCACUUUAGACCGACAGUUAUAAUAAGAUGCCAUUGAUUGGGAGACAAGUCCUGAUUUCAGAGAUCCAAAAAUGUGCAUCUUGGAAUCAACAGAAGAUGGCAAAGCUGUUCCUAUGCCCUGCCUGGGAGAAUUGGGACAAAUGACCCAUCUGCCAUCUCUCCAAGGAUGCCCUGUCCCAGGAUGUGAUGUAUUCAUUUGGCAUAAGACACUGUUCCUAUUAAAGGGUCCUUUGGCCAUGUCAACACACCUUGACCUCACACAGCCAGGUUUCCUAAGGAAAGGAAGCCCUGACUGAGCAACUCGGGGGCAACUUUCUUGUGGGCGUCGAAAUAAAAUGCAAUAGAAGAGAAAGACGUUGAUGAUGAUUUGAAUUAGGGAGACUGGGAAGAGGGAGGGAUACGUUUCUUUUAGAAUUGUGGCAGCAGCCACAGGCUCUCCAGGCAGGGAGGUCCUCAGAGGUGAACCACCAGACACCCUUGCAGCACUUUACAGGGCAGGACUUGUCUGAAGUUCACCCAGCUAGUCAGAACCAUAGGAGGUUUUCCUCACAGGCGUGGACUUGUCCUCUUUAUGUUCAAGUCCAGUCAUUGGUAACGAUUUGUCACUUAGACACUUUAUAAACAGAUCCUUUUCUGUACUAAGAACUUCCAAGGACAAAUAGCAGUGAACUGAGAAAUGCCCCCCAAGUGUUUCAGGGAAACCAGAGAAGACUGUAACCUUCCCCAUCACCUGGCCAGUCCAACAUGCAUCACCCUUUGGCUUCAGAACCCAAGGAGACCCAGCCAGGGGGCCUACUGAACUUCUCCCCACACGCCCACAGCUGGAAUUUUAGCAACGGGGUCAAGGGCAGGGUGGGGCUCAUGGUCCCUAGGCAUUUGUACUUAGACGGAGAAAGGCCUGGGGCACUGCUCUGUGGGCAGACCCAGCUGCCGUCAGAUUUUUCAUUCACUAGGCUGUUAAUGAAAGAUCGGCCGCUGUGCUCUGUGCAAAUGCCAUUCUGGACUCUUGGGGCGGGGAGGGUGAGUAUGUGACAUCUUCCUGAAUAAUGGUGCCCAGGGAAGCUGGAAUUGGCUCCUGGGGAAGGCGGCAGCCUAUCCCUGCUCUGAAGGGCAUGCACAUGGCACACAAAGGGGGGUACCACUGAUUCUGCGAUGCAGGCGGCUGGCCUUGAAGGGGUGUGAGGAAUAACAAUGACAGGAGAAGCCAGAGUCUCCUCCAUGCACCCGCUCCCAGCACUGCCCACGCUCCCCUACAGGUGAUUAUGGACAGGGAGGCUUCCCACCUCACUCCAUCACAUGGUGCAGUCGGCCCCUUGGGAGGUGGCUUUGUGCCCCGAUGCCAUCCCCGCUGCAAAUGUCUGUGGAACUGAAUGGCCUUUUCUCCUUUGUCUGUGGAACUCUUGGCCUGUGGAGAAGGCUCUGCCCUGGAGCCGGACCCAGCAGUGGGCAUAUCUGAGGAGCAGAAGGGGCCAGUUCAGUGGAACAAACACUGAUUGUGCUCGGCUCUGGAGGGAGGUGACAGAUACGGACAAGACAACUCCUGAGUAAAAGACUCCAUUUCUGGGAUAAAUGGGGACCUAACCCACUGAGAGACAUGAGAGGCCGUGGUGAUAAAAUAGAGGUACCCAAUAUUCCAGAAAACAGGAGAGAGAUGAAUUCUGAUUGAGAAAAGUUGAGAGGGGAGGCCAAGGGCAGAAACAUUCUAAACACCCUCCCCUCCCCCACCCCAAACUGUAGCCUUGGAGAGCGGCCAAGUGGAAUUCAGAGGGCUGGGGAUAAACCCAGAUUGGGGCCAGGACCCUGGACUGGGAAGUGGAAAUUAAAGAGAAGAUUACAGAGAUUAAAAAGCGAGUUUUUGUUUUUAACUUUUUGUUAUGGGAAUUUUUCAAAACCUGCAAAAAGUAUUGAGAAUGGUGUAGUGAAUUCUAUGUACCUAUUACCCAGCUUCAACAGUGAGCAAGUUGUGGCCAGUUCUGUCUCAUUCAUUUCCACUGUUACUUUUUCUGGAGUAUUUCAAAAGCAAAUUCAGACUUAUUUAACUCACAAAUUCUUCAGCUGGAAUCUCUGAUAAAGACUUUUCCUAUUAAUAUUACUACUGUGUCAUUAUCACACCUGACAAAAUCAUGAUGAAUUCCUUAAUAUCAUCUGGAUACACAUCCUGUACUCGUGUCCCCACUUUUCUCAAGGAUGAUCUGUCAUCGUUGGUUUGUUCAGAUCAGGAUCCAAACAACGUCCACAUGUGGCAUUUGGUUGUUAUGCCUCUCUAGUCGCCUGUCUUCUGUGAAGUACAGAAGGGGGAGCUUUGGAAGCUUUUCCUGGGGACGGAAAAUGGCUCAGAAGACCGAAGGCCCUGGAGAGUGGAUUAAAAGUGAGAGUUUCCAUGCUGAGAUCUAACUGGGAAAAGUGAGACUGGAUCAGGCAAAGAAAGGGGCAUUCUUGCCUCUUCCCAUUGCCUUUGUUUGAUGUGGGGACAACCUGCAGGGACACAUGGUUUCUGCAGCUCUCCCCACCCGUUUAUAAGGAGGCAGACUCAGGCACCUGUGAGCUUCACACGCUCCUUUCGGGAGGUGAGUCUAGGUAGAGUCUAGGCUUCAGCCAGGAAACCAGCCAGCAAAAGGCAGAGGUGGAGGGGCUGCCUAUAGAGAGAUCGGGGGAGAGGGGGCUAGAGUAACAGACCUGGACAGGAGAGGGCAGUGGGCACCCAGGUGUCCCUGGUUUUCAGUGGAGGAUGGGGCUGGAGAAAUGGCACAGAUGGAGGUUUGAAAACUUGCCAUCUGUUUGCAGUUUCUAGAGGCCUGGUAUUUAAAGAAAAUCUUCCGGAGUGCCUCUUCUGAAGAGCCAGGGUUCUUUUUUAUGCCAGGAGGAUGGCUGCUGCUUCAUCCCCCUGCUCUGUGGAUGAGGGCGCUGACCUAGGUCACCCCACUGGGCUUUUUCAAAGGCAUUUGCGCCUGCAAAACAAAACCUGACUUCGGCCACAGCAUUCUGUCUUCUUGCCUCCCUGACAUUUUUCUGAGACACAAAACAUGCUCCUAGGAGCCUGGUCAAAAUUGCCCAGACUCUCUGGUAUCCCCAAGGACUACAGGCCGGAGGAAGGUGGGCACUGUCUGUUUGCAGAGAGAUGGGGGUGGCGUCAGGCAGAACAUAGCUCCAUCUCCCUCAUACUCUCAAUUUAUCAAAAGUGUUAGUGCCACGUUCCUUCCGGGAACAGAUUUCACAGCAGAAUUUACAUCUCUGAUUUUCAAGGCUUAGAUGAGAGUGUCAGCAUUUGGUGAGCUCUCUUAGCAACCAGGGAGGCUGUUGGUUAGGAAAGGCCAGGCUGAUAAAUUUAUCGCCCCGGUGGCCUCGUCAGAGUUCAUGCUGUUUUGUGUAGCAUAUAGACAGCUGGCUAGAAGGAAUUGCAUCACCUCCCAUGAAUGGCCUCUGCAAGUGAUCCCACCUGAUAUUUUAGUUGGGCCUCUCUGCUGUCACUGGCACUGCUAGACCAGUUGGAAGGUUGGAUUCUCAUAAGCAGGACUCCCCUAGCCUGCAUGUUAACCUUCCAGCCAUGGGGCUUAGGCAUCUCUCUCCUGGCAGUGGUGCCAAUCAGUAAGUGGAUAGACUCCUCCCGCCUCAUCAAACUCUCCAAAUGGAGUACAAGUGUCCCCUGCAAGGGUUAGGGCCAAAGGUGAAUUGCAGGCAUUAGUGAAGUUAGAGGUAGAAAUGUUCUGAGGAUUGGGGCUCGGGGGAGGCAGGAAAUCACGUUGGAAAGGAGACACUAGUUGCUGGGAGGUGCAGGAGAGGGGAACUAACAAACAAAAACCCCAAAUAAAUGCAGAAUAAAAUGACAGUGACACAUGCUGGGAAAAAGUAGGGCACAGGCACAGUGAGUUCUGUGGAGCAGCUGGGUGCUAUUUUAUAUAAGACUAGAGGCCCAGUGCACAAAAUUCAUGCACUGGGUGGGGGUGGUCUCUCAGCCUGGCCUGCACCCUCUCGCAGUCCAGGACUCCUUGC
Messenger RNA from Myotis myotis, 8313 nucleotides. It is a transcript of the gene DAPK2, whose product is annotated as death associated protein kinase 2. Gene Ontology annotation, cellular component: nucleus; cytoplasm. Gene Ontology annotation, molecular function: protein serine/threonine kinase activity; ATP binding. The transcript is spliced from 10 exons. NCBI's taxonomy places the organism in Eukaryota, Metazoa, Chordata, Mammalia, Chiroptera, Vespertilionidae. The coding region runs from base 258 to 1724 and encodes 488 amino acids. The record is from RefSeq and is a predicted model, not a curated record. Gene Ontology annotation, biological process: positive regulation of apoptotic process; intracellular signal transduction; protein phosphorylation.